Molecule: messenger RNA, 1576 nt
Organism: Lagopus muta (rock ptarmigan)
Lineage: Eukaryota; Metazoa; Chordata; Aves; Galliformes; Phasianidae
Gene: CDC34
Product: cell division cycle 34, ubiqiutin conjugating enzyme
Exons: 5
Coding region: 151-858 (235 amino acids)
Biological process (GO): ubiquitin-dependent protein catabolic process; protein polyubiquitination
Molecular function (GO): ubiquitin conjugating enzyme activity
Source: RefSeq, a predicted model, not a curated record
UCCCGCGAUGCAUUGCGCGGCUGCGCUCGGACCGGCGCGCGGAGCUGCCGCUGUGUCCUCCCUUCCUUCGCCCCCCUCGCGCUUUCCUGCGGCCGCUGUUGAGUCUACGCAAACCCCCGGCUUCAAUUGCGGCCUACCCGUCUCGUCGGGAUGGCGCGGUCUGUCGUGCCCAGCUCACAGAAGGCGCUGCUACUGGAGCUCAAAGGGCUGCAGGAGGAGCCCGUGGAAGGGUUUCGGGUCAAUUUGGUGGACGAGGGGGACCUAUACAACUGGGAGGUGGCCAUCUUUGGCCCCCCCAACACCUACUACGAGGGCGGGUAUUUCAAGGCCCGUCUCCGAUUUCCCAUCGACUACCCCUAUUCUCCCCCUGCCUUCAGGUUCCUGACCAAAAUGUGGCACCCCAACAUCUAUGAGACCGGUGAUGUCUGCAUCUCCAUCCUGCACCCACCAGUGGAUGAUCCACAGAGUGGGGAGCUGCCAUCCGAGAGGUGGAACCCCACACAGAAUGUGCGGACCAUUCUUCUGAGCGUGAUCUCACUGCUGAAUGAACCCAACACGUUUUCUCCAGCCAACGUGGAUGCCUCCGUGAUGUACCGCAAGUGGAAGGAGAGCAAAGGGAAGGAUCGGGAGUACACAGACAUCAUCAGAAAGCAAGUCCUGGGAACAAAGGUGGAUGCUGAGCGCGAUGGCGUGAAGGUCCCCACCACACUGGCAGAGUACUGUGUGAAGACCAAGACUCCGGCCCCAGAUGAGGGCUCAGACCUCUUUUAUGAUGACUAUUAUGAGGAUGAUGAGAUGGAAGAGGAAGCAGACAGCUGCUAUGGUGAUGAAGAUGAUUCUGGCAAUGAGGAAUCUUGAUGGCCCUCUGGCACUGCAAAAAGUGCUGCAAACUACUGAAUUUUACCUCAACUAGGACGAACUGGUUUGAAUUUAGGAUCUGUCAGCCCUGAAAUUAACUCUACCUCACAGGGAGACUGUUCUGCUGUUGUAAAGGAAACCCCACCGCUGUCUUUGUAGGGAAAAAAACAAUGUGAAAAACAGAAACAAACCCUAUUUUAUAAACUCACUGAGUGGGGGUGGGUGGGAAUGGGAAAGUCGUGUUGGGGGCAUUUGCAAAUGCACAGAAACCAGGGAGCUUUUGCCUCUGGCUGGGUUGGUUGAGGAGUUAUGGGGAAGCUGGAGUUGACUGCCCCCUUGUUUGGACAUGAUCAGCUCUUUUUUGUGGAGGCUGUGAAGCUGGUGAGUGGUUGCUUGGGUAGGAAGCAUGUAAGAUUUGGUGUGGCUUUCUACAGCCAUUAAGCUGUCCGAAUGGGAAGGGCUGCAGGGUGGGUACAGCUGCCCCUUCCCUGGGGCAAGGCUGUCCUGCCUGGCUCAGGAUUAUCCCUUGUGGGACCCUUUUGCCCUUCCCACACUGCUAAGGCACAGGCCUGGGCUGUUUGUAGCUUUUAACUAGUUAAGGGGAUGCCAUAGUUUGGAGUCUUUCUGCUUCCGUUUGUUUUGUUUUGUUUUUUUCCUCUUUUUUGGAAACUAUUUAAUAAAGUACUUUAAGGGAACGGCUGUGUGGGUGCCUGAGGCC